This is a messenger RNA of Parastagonospora nodorum SN15, 771 nucleotides long. RefSeq lists its product as hypothetical. Lineage: Eukaryota; Fungi; Ascomycota; Dothideomycetes; Pleosporales; Phaeosphaeriaceae. The record is from RefSeq and is a predicted model, not a curated record. The transcript has 2 exons. Bases 1 to 771 code for a protein of 256 amino acids.
AUGCAUUUCCUCAUCAAGAGCGCCUUCUUGACUUACUACCUUCGCCUCUCUCCAAACCGCAGGUUCCGUACAUGGAUCGGUGUGGGCUAUGGCCUCAACUUCGGUUCCCUCAUGGUUGGACUGCUGCUUCUUGUCUUUCAAUGUAUCCCAGUAAAGGCAGCACUUACAACCUUGGGUCGUCUCAGCGCGACAUGCAUGGACCGCAACUUUGUCUUAUUCGCGCCAUCAUCGAUGAAUGUGUUACUCGACAUCUACGUCUUCGUCCUACCAAUUCCUACUCUCGCCGGACUACAAAUGCCACUCCGCAAGAAGAUUGCUGUCAUAUCGGUCUUCGCCUUUGGCGCCGGCUCCGUCAUUCUGGGCAUCCUGCGCUUUCACUCAGUUCUCAAACUCCUCUCCAUAAAUAGAACCUCCAACGGCGUUGGCGAAACCAUCAUCGUCGUCGCGCUCGAGCUGAGUCUUGCCGCCAUCGCUGUCAACCUCCCCGCCAUUCGAUCGAUCUUCGUCAAGCGGUCCAACGCACGCCGCGAAGCGACGCUAACUAAUGGCGGCAGCAGAAGUCGCCCGGUGCAGAACGUUCAUCGGCCUCUAGCUCUGAGGACGAAGGAUGCGCAUGAGAUGAGUCAGUUGUCGAGUCCAGCCAGGCCGUCGCCGCUUUCAGAUAGUCGGGAGGAGUUGUGGAGGAAUAUCGAGCAUGCGAAUGUGGAUAUGCCGACGCAGAAGAAGAAGAUGUCAAGGCAUGAGCAGUACACUACAGUUGACCUUUCGUAA